This is a messenger RNA of Kuraishia capsulata CBS 1993, 1926 nucleotides long. RefSeq lists its product as uncharacterized. Gene Ontology annotation, biological process: ribosome-associated ubiquitin-dependent protein catabolic process; rescue of stalled cytosolic ribosome. The coding region runs from base 1 to 1926 and encodes 641 amino acids. The record is from RefSeq and is a predicted model, not a curated record. Gene Ontology annotation, cellular component: RQC complex. Lineage: Eukaryota; Fungi; Ascomycota; Pichiomycetes; Pichiales; Pichiaceae. The transcript has a single exon.
AUGUCAUCCAGAGCAUUGCGGAGAUUAGAGAAGCAGAAGCUUGAGGACGAGUUGGCCAACUUGACGAUGCAGGAGAAAGGCCAGCCGAAUCACUCUAACGAAGACGAAUCAUCAGAGGAGGAACAAAUCCAACCUCAUAAGGUAAAUGCGUUUGCAUUUUUGAAGGAAGAGGAAGACGAAUAUGAAUCACUUGAUGAAGAGGAAAAAAUUGGGUCCGAAAAUGAAGCUGGUAAUGCCAAUCCUGAUGCUGUCGAGGAGACACCUGGAGCGGUCAACUCGAGCGACGAAGAUACGUUCUACGAUGCGAAAGAGGACAUUUCCGCAACCGAAUCAGCAAAGAAGAAGAAAAGGAACAAAAAGAAGAAGAGCCGAGCUCGCAAGAAGGCCGCGGCCGUUAUUAGCGGAGAUACAUUCUCCACGGGUAAGGCUAGUCAGGCUAAAGGUCUUGACCAAUUGGAGGAUGUGGAAGAUGAAGAAUUCUCCGAGACCCUGGGCCAUUACUACGAGAAUUCACACAGAUUAACAUCCAAAGCUUUUAUUGAAGCCGUUUCAUUGCUACAGUUUGAUCCCAAGUUCCUGGAUCCAGAUAGAGAGUUCAGGAACCUGUUCGGCAAACUGCCUGAGGAGAUCAUCGAUGAUGUGGAUUCUACUUUGUCAGGAUCUGUAAGUCCCGAAGUUUUGGCCCAAAUUAGGAGAAUGGCAAAAAUGGUUCGCGGAUGGGGUGGAAAGGACAGAAGGUCGAUACCAGGAACCAUGAGGAAGUUAGUGCUGACGAAGAUUCGUGAUGAUUGGAUACCUACUACGAAGAAAGACUUCCUGAUGAUGGAGCUGAAUAUUCAGAAAGUCCAACAAAUAGCAAUGGCAAGAGAUGCUUCAGAAUGGCCAGUUGCUAUCAAAGCUGAAUUGGAAGCUGAAGCAGCUGCUGGAAUACAGUAUUUCGCAUUUGAGGGAAAGACUCAGUUUGAUACAGAGUUCUUCAUUACGGUUGCUAUCCAGCCAGAUCACGAGGCUCUCAUCAACUUGCUACAGAGAUCUCCAUAUCACAUAGAAACAUUACUCCAGGUUGCCAUGAUUCUCUACAGACAGGGACAAAAGAUACAGAGCAGUGCUCUCGUUGAGCGUGGGCUUUUUGUAUUUGACAGGUCCUUCAAGCAGAGCUUUGCGGUAGGAUCGGGUCUCUGUCGCUUGCCAUUUGAGUACUUUCUCAAUCGUCAGUUCUACUUGUGUAUUUUUAGAUACAUUCAAGUUCUCACGCAGAAGUCUACAUUUUUCACUGCGUUGAACUACUGCAAGCUGCUACUCAGUUUUUCACCAGAAGACGAUCCAUAUGGGGUGAGACACUUCAUUGACUUUUAUGCUGUUCUCGCGGGCCAAUACCAAUAUUUGAUUGAUUUUGUGAACUCGCCCUUCUGCCAGGCUAAUUCUGACUGGUUUGUUCCCUCUUUGGCUUACUCGGUUGCACUUGCGCAUUUAAAGCUGGGUGAGAGUGAAAAGGCUAGACAGGCUUUGACCCUGGCAUACCUGCGAUACCCAUACAUGGCACACAUGAUUCUUGAAAAGGUUGGUUUGGCUGCUGGAAUUCCAGCUUAUAAAGGUGAUGUUUCCAGUCACACUUCUGUUGCCACUGCUGCCUAUCUGGUGCGUGCUCAUUUAAUUUGGGACGAUGCGGCCUCAAAACAGUUUCUUCACGACGAACUCAUGAAACUCAUUACCACUAUCAAGAAGUCCGCUUCAGACUCCAAAGACCAGCCAAUACCUGAUAAUUUGAUCAGAUAUGUCAUACUUUCUGGAGAGGAUUCCGUAAUGGCAAAAAUUCCGAGACAAUUCUUCGACGGGGACGUUUUUGAAUUUGACGUUCUUCCUCCCACCACUGAGGAAUCGGAGACUAUCUACUCUUUCAUUGACCAAUCUCAAAUAAUGCUAUAA